GUGACUUUAAAGUGUUGGAAAACACUUGAACACUUUCCAAUAUCUAUUGUGUUUUUGUGAUUUGCUGCUGAUAAGAAAAUGAACGGAUUGAUUGUAUUUAACAGCGCCAACGACGUCGUGUACCAAAAGUUAAAUCUCCCGCUAGCACAAAAGAUCAGCGAUGUGGCAAUCGCCCAAGGCUUGCUCCCUGCGGGAGUCCAGGAAACUGGUUGCGUGGUGGACAGCAACAUAUUGCUGCAGAUUUUUAGCCCCAUUGUGGGCUCGCAACGGAUAAUGCAGUGCCAAUUUGACAACGCCUAUGCCAGCCUCCAGUGCGAGCAAGGAUUCAACCUGGUUUUCGGGGAACUGCUUGGAUUCACUUUUCUGAAGAUUGGACACAUACCCGUGGAGCAACUGGGACGACAGAUGGGUGUGGCCAUCACCCUCACCCGCUACUGCUAUGGAGCCAAUCUAUUUGCCGCCCAGGCGGGUGCCAUGCAGCAAGAGCUUUUGACGCAGUGCCUCGACUGCUACGAAACACUGUUGUGGCAGGAGGAUCAGGCCUACCUCCUGGAGUCCAUGCCCAAGCUGCUGAUCAACGCAGAGCUGAAGAGAACGGUUCACCUAACGCUGGAUGCCACACUGGAGCAGCUACGUCAGGCGGGUCUCCCUAGGGCCCAUGCGCUACUGAUCGUUUCCAACAAACUGGUUGCCGCCAACAGCACCCGACAGGCUCUUCCGCUAGCCGCCUCGGAUCUGCUCUUUCUCAGCCUGAUGUCGCGAGCUCUGCAAUCACCCAAGUCGCCAGCCCAUCGAGCUGUGGCCGUGUUCCUUCAAGGCGUCUCUCACGAUGUGAACUCCGGAUGCGUCCCGAGUAUUGUGCACAUUUCUCGAUUGCACGGCAACCAGGUCCUGCUGCAGGUCAUCGAGUAUUCCAGCAUGCCGCUGACCAGCUGUAUCUACGAUACGUUUUUCGUCUUCCAAAAGAUUAUCACCGUACAGCACCAAGGCGAUUCUGAUGCUUUAAAGCCCGCCUAUGAGAACCUGGAAUCCUUUGUGGGCCAAACUCUGACGGCUCUGAAGAGAUACCUUAAGCAGAGGCCGGAGGAUUUGGAAAAUUGCAUAAAAAAGUUUUCCGCAAAGUGGGAGAAUCUACGAAAGAUGUAUAGUGAAUACUUUAAGAACUUUGAACGCGAGCUUCUCGUUAGGAUCGAGUCCAAUCUGCCGUCUUUCGGAGAGGAAUUGAAACAUCUUUUUACCCUGGCCUGCUGUGACAGCUCAAGUGUCCACGAACUGGACCAACUAUCUGAUACGGCAGCAAAUGUGGAAGCAAAGCUCUUAGAAUUUGCCGAGUUUUUGGCGGUCAAGGCCACAAGGAACAUAUCUAUUGAUGCUUAUCUUGAGGACUUUCCGGGUUUAGUGCAUUUCAUGUAUGUGAACCGCAGCAAGGGACAGAUGCUGGCUCCGGAUUUGCGGCCCAACCAACUAGUACCAAAAACAAAGCUCUGGAGCAUGGUGGAAAUCGCCCGAAGUUACCUAAAGAAGGGUCAGACCACAGUUAUUUGGAAGGACAAGGCCUUCCACUACUCAUACUUUCUGUGGUUUGAAGAUCAGUCGGGUAGCAUUUUAAACUCCACACUCGAUCUACAACAGCACUUUCUGUCAACGGGUGCAGCCAGUGGACAAAAGUCACCGACAGAGCCCGGUGCCCUCACCAUGGACUACUACCAUGAUUUGGCUGAACUGUGCUUUCCCAAGCUGACGCCGGCCAAAGUGCGGGUCUACGAACUCUACUGCAUACAUUUGGGCCUGGUCACCGCCACCUGUGCCGUGGAGCACGCCAGACGACUGGUAGCCACAAUUAGCGAUGUGGUUGGGGAGGAGACUUUUUAAAUUAACCAUUUUUUAGUUAACUAUUUUUGUGUAAACAUUCCAUGUAUCAUUUUUAGCGCUAUGUCGCUCGAUUCUAGUCAAUUCACGAGGCUCCUUGAGGAGACAAACCAUGCGAAAAUU
This is a messenger RNA of Drosophila ananassae, 1992 nucleotides long. RefSeq names its product Hermansky-Pudlak syndrome 1 protein homolog (gene HPS1). NCBI's taxonomy places the organism in Eukaryota, Metazoa, Arthropoda, Insecta, Diptera, Drosophilidae. The transcript has a single exon. Gene Ontology annotation, molecular function: guanyl-nucleotide exchange factor activity. The record is from RefSeq and is a predicted model, not a curated record. Gene Ontology annotation, biological process: vesicle-mediated transport. Gene Ontology annotation, cellular component: BLOC-3 complex. Bases 79 to 1872 code for a protein of 597 amino acids.